Symbiodinium sp. CCMP2456 is the source of this 709-nucleotide messenger RNA. Lineage: Eukaryota; Dinophyceae; Suessiales; Symbiodiniaceae. The record is from the annotation of a GenBank genome assembly.
GGCCGCCACGGGGCAGCAGGAUCUGAGUCUGCUGGCAAGUGCUGGUGGAUCAUCGCAGGGCCGGCAGAAUGAUUCCGGUAAUGGCCUUAAUCAGCUGCCGAACCCGAAGAAGACCAAGGAGGACAAACCGAAGAAGCAGCCCAACUUCGCAAGCAAGGCAAAUGCAAAGAUCAAGACAGGUCGAAGUACCGUUACGGAUGCCAAGUAUUGGAAGCGAGUGAUUAUUGAAGAUGGAAAGUCUGAGAAGCCGAAGGCGUCAGCGAAGAUGAUUGACGGCUACCUCAGUCAGAUCGACUUCCACAUGGCCCCGGUCCAAAAUGCCACGGAGGCUUUGGAUAUGAAGUGUGUCGAAGGCUCCAAGGACGAGAAAACGCUGAAGCCAAUGAUGGAGACCUUGCAAAGUGCCAUCGACGACUAUACUGCUGCGAUCAAAGCCAUCAAGACUCUGUAUGCUUCUUGGUGUACUGCUAGCUAUGUUUUAAUCUGGGUUAAUAGUUGCAUACAAUCAACCGAGAUCGCUGCUUCAUUCAACUACCUCUUUCUGGGUGUUUGUCCGACAAAGCUGGAUGUGGUCACUAUUCUACCGGAGGAUGUGAGCACGGACCCAAAGGAAGUUGCUCGGUCUGGCGAGGUCAUGACACUUCCAAGGGCUACCCUGACGGAGAUUAGGGCAGACUGGAAGUUCCACAAGGCAGCUUGGGUGCAGUAG